Molecule: messenger RNA, 2433 nt
Organism: Linum trigynum
Lineage: Eukaryota; Viridiplantae; Streptophyta; Magnoliopsida; Malpighiales; Linaceae
Source: the annotation of a GenBank genome assembly
ACUAUUAUUACAAAACCACUACGGAGAAUCCUCCACAUUCUACAUCUUCCAUACUCCUUAUGAUUUCAUGAGUCCACAACUGCAAACAAAAACAAUAACAAAACAAUUACUUCCACUUCCACCUUUUAAAACAAUAAAAGUGUAAAUAAAAUUGCUACGACAUUAAACUAACAAAGCAAAAAAGGAAGACCAUAAAAUCCUAAUUUACUGCAAAACACUACUACCGUAAACCAGAACUAGUCUUAGUGAAAUGGUUACCGCAUCAACAAAAAGAAGUGAAGUCUGCAAAUUAAGCAUUGUCGAAGACCAAAAACAAUUGCAUUCGAAUCCAAUAAACAAAAAACAGAUUCUGAAUCCAGAAAUCCUACGCUCAACCGCCCUUAAUGCCGAUCUUGAACCAACUAUGCAAACACCAACAAAAAAGUUCAAGAGCUGGCGGCAUGCAAUGUCGCCGAUUACAAAAUGGAUCGACGAUUGAUCAAAUUAAAAACUACAUGAUACGAGCUUGUCGAUGGCGCUGACGAUGGCGACGAGGUCAGGGGCGUUGAGGGCAGUAGCGUUGAGGGCAGCAACGUCGAGGACAGAUCAGGCGAACCCAAUCCCGACAAAGGCCACUGACGAGGGAAAGUUCACCGACGGGAAGGGCUGUGGGAAUCGGCUGGGCUGGGGCGUUGAGGGCGGCGGCGCGCGAGCAAAGCAGAGGGAAAGUUCAACGACGCGAAGGACUGCUGGAAUCGGCUGGACUGGGCUUUGAGGGCAGCAGCGUCGAGGACAGAUCAGGCGAACCCAGUCCCGACAAAGGCCACUGACGAGGGAAAGUUCACCGACGGGAAGGGCUGUGGGAAUCGGCUGGGCUGGGGUGUUGAGGGCGGCAGCGUCGUGAGCAAAGCAGAGGGAAAGUUCAACGACGCGAAGGACUGCUGGAAUCGGCUGGACUGGGCGUUGAGGGCGGCGGCGUCGCGGGCAAAGCAGGCGAACCCAAUCCCAACACCACUGAUAAAGGGUUGCGGAAAUCGAAUGGGCUUCUACUCUCCGAUGGGUAGAGAGAAGAAUAAAAUCUUUACUUGGCUUGACUGUUGGGAUAUCUCCCACCACAAAAAUCUACCCUGUUUCAACCGGCUGAUACCACGGCCUGUAUCAUCUAAUAAAACUCAACUUACCAAAAUGCCCCCGACAAUUAAACACUCCUUUUUAUGAAUUUUAAAACGCAAUUGCUUAGUUGGGUUAGGACGGUGCUAACGGAGUAGAUGGUUAGCAAGCCAUCCCAUCCCCAAGGCCAAAGCCCAAUAAAACGGGGCUGCCACCAAUAAGCAAACCCAUCAGACUAAAAUGCAAGACAAUAUAAAAUGUCUAUAUAAUUUUUUUUCAUCAAACUUCGCCGUAAUGUAAUGGGUACAUCCGACGAACGUUCUUCCUUUAUGAAUUAGACGCCUUGAGCGUUGAUCUUUCUAAAAAAAGAAGAUAGAUGAAUUUGGCCUUGAACCUGCAAUUGCGGCCCCUCUGGCCCUCAAUAGCUUGUAUAAAAAGGCUUUCAUUUUUGGAGUUGGACCUGGAACCCAGUUAGCCUAAAUUAGUGCUCAAGCUUUACUUGCCAUUAGCGGACUUGGAUCAGCAUGAUAAUAAUAUUACAGUUUCGGAUUUGAUGAAGGUUGUCUUGUACUGAAUCCAUCAAUCCAACACUUCUGCUUCAAGGCCCAAGCCCAAUAAAACGGGGCUGCCACCAAUAAGCAAACCCGUUAGACUAAAAUGCAAGACAAUAUAAAACUUCGUCUACACAAUUUUUUACACCUAAAAAUACUUGCACAAAGAAACAGUAACGCAGCAUAUUCUAAUCCUAAUAGUAUAGGUCGUUGUCAAGAUUUCGAUUCAUAUGGUCUUGGAAUAACUUGUUCUUAAAGCUAGUUGUAAUAUGAUUGUUGGGGAAUUAUCUAGUUUGCCAACUUAGUUGUUGGAGAAAUUCAAACAUUAAUUUUAUAUCAUUCUUUUAUGCAAUUUAUUGUAAAAACUCAUUAUAGAGAAUAUUAGUAUUGUAUUUUAAAGUGCCAUCUUCUUACUCAUCACUGGAGAGGGAAAAUAAUGGCAAUAGUUAACAGCUUCAUACAUGUUCAAAAUAAAUUAAGCAUAGAAUUUGAGUGGCCAUAAGCGAAUAGGCGGCGGUUCUACCGCAGUAUUAUUGACUUUCCCCUUAUAUUGACUAGCUUAUAACCCGGCUCGUUGGCCGGAAUGUUCAUAUUUGAUUAUUUAUAAUUUUAUGUUAAUUUUAAGUCUAUCAACCCGUUUAAAUGGUUUAAUUAUAUAUAGGUCAAACACUCGAAGAAAUACCAUCAUCAUUUAAGAAUAUAAAAUAAAAAAUGUAUAAUUGAUUUCAUUUUCAUAAUGAUAAUAUUAUAUUGGUUAGUUGAUAAAAAUAGAAUAUAAAAGCUCAAUGGAAUU